AUGGCUCACAAGCCUUUUACUGAUGCCAGUGAUUGCUUGUCAGGUGGAUUUUACUAUACACAACGAAUUCCCACUGUACGCCCACAUUGUGUAAUGAUGGGAUUACCCAAGUUUUUUUUUAUACACAAGCACAAUUACAAGUACAAGUACAAGUACAAGUACAAGCACAAGUACAGCUGCAAAUGCAAAUGCAAACGCAAAUGUACAUUUAUUACCUUGAUGUUUAACAAGAUAAAUACUCUAAUGAGUUUAUUAUUAGGUUUUGGUCUCAACAAACCAAAACAGCCUCCUAUUGCUGACAUCAGUGUACACCCAAUACAAUUUUGCCUGGUGAUAAUCAUCACGAUUCAUAGACCAAAAAUAAGACAAGUGCUACUUUAG
Phycomyces blakesleeanus NRRL 1555(-) is the source of this 381-nucleotide messenger RNA. RefSeq lists its product as hypothetical. The record is from RefSeq and is a predicted model, not a curated record. NCBI's taxonomy places the organism in Eukaryota, Fungi, Mucoromycota, Mucoromycetes, Mucorales, Phycomycetaceae. The transcript is spliced from 4 exons. Bases 1 to 381 code for a protein of 126 amino acids.